Penicillium atrosanguineum is the source of this 1395-nucleotide messenger RNA. RefSeq lists its product as uncharacterized. Gene Ontology annotation, molecular function: transmembrane transporter activity. The record is from RefSeq and is a predicted model, not a curated record. The transcript has 2 exons. Gene Ontology annotation, cellular component: fungal-type vacuole membrane. NCBI's taxonomy places the organism in Eukaryota, Fungi, Ascomycota, Eurotiomycetes, Eurotiales, Aspergillaceae. The coding region runs from base 1 to 1395 and encodes 464 amino acids. Gene Ontology annotation, biological process: transmembrane transport.
AUGAAAGACGAAGAAAGAAGGCCUGAAGCCAGUAACGCGGGCGAACGCGAAGUCGCCCAGGCGCCACCAUCUGAAGAUGAGCUCCCAAAGCCAACAGUACUCCGCCAGGUGAUGAUCGUCACCGCAGGCUUCAUAACCAUGUUCAUGACCUGCGCCAUCAUAUUCACCUACGGUGUAUACCAAGCCAUCUACGAAGAAAUGGCCAAAGAACCCAACACUCCAUUCACGGGGACCUCAUCCUCAAUUAUCAGUUUAAUCGGCACGCUAGCCAUAGCAAUCAUGUCCAUGGGCGGGCCCUUCAUCAUGACCUGGGCGAAAAUCUACGGUCCCCAACCUGUCAUCAUGGUCGGCGGCGUAGUCUUCGGACUUGGCUGCAUCCUCGCCAGUCUAAGCGAGUAUGUGUGGGAAUUCGUUCUGACGCAAGGUCUUCUCGUCGGACUGGGCACUUGUAUGGCAUACGUGCCGACAAUGUCCGUUGCCCCGACCUGGUUCGAUAAACGCCGUGGUCUAGCGAUGGGGAUAGUGAUUUCCGGCUCAGCGUGCGGAGCUAUGAUCUGGCCGCCUGUGUUAAGGGCUAUUACCUCGUCGAUCGGAUUUCGAAAUGCGUUGCGGAUCUCGGGUUGUUUGGUUGUGUUGUUUGUGCCGUUGGCGGGCUUUGCGUUAAGGUGGGAGCCGAAUUUCAAAGCGAAGGUGCGGGGACAGGUUGCUGGGCUGUCGAAGACGACGGGUUGGCUUAAGGUGCCGCUUGUGAAUUGGCAGGUGGCCAAGUCGAAGAAGUUUGUUGCGCAGGCGCUGGGCUGUUUUUUGCAGUCGGCUGGAUAUGCGACGCCGUUGUUCUUUUAUGCGGCGUUUGCGCGAUCGUUGGGUUAUAGUGAUACUAUGGGGGAUAAUUUUAUUACGAUUAGCAAUGCGUCGAACUUUGUGUCGCGAAUUGCUGUGGGUUAUGCAGCGGAUAAGCUUGGGAGGUUGAACGUGCUGCUUUUCACGACGAUUAUGAGUUCGGUGGUGGUCUUUGCGUUUUGGUUGCCUGCUACUUUUGCGGGGACUACUGUCUCGCAAACUUCUGCUGACGGCUUGUUUAUCAUGUUCACGAUCGCUUAUGGGUGCUUUGGUAGUGCCUAUAUUGCCUUGUUCCCUGCGAGUCUGAUUGAGUUAUUCGGCGUCCAGCACUUUACUUCGGUAAACGGCGCUCUGUAUCUCAUUCGAGGCAUGGGUGCGCUUGUUGGAACACCAUUGACCGGACUGUUGUUGCCCGGGCAGUCGGCUCUGUCUGCUCCUUUCAACUACGAGAGAGCAACCAUCACAGUUGGAGUGUUGCUCUUCGCAGCUAGUAUGGCAACUCUCUGGGUGAGAAUCACCGGCGCGGCCGGGAAAGCCUGGACAUGGAAGCUGUAA